Molecule: messenger RNA, 3426 nt
Organism: Gasterosteus aculeatus aculeatus (three-spined stickleback)
Lineage: Eukaryota; Metazoa; Chordata; Actinopteri; Perciformes; Gasterosteidae
Gene: atg4da
Product: autophagy related 4D, cysteine peptidase a
Biological process (GO): autophagosome assembly; mitophagy; aggrephagy
Cellular component (GO): cytoplasm
Molecular function (GO): protein-phosphatidylethanolamide deconjugating activity; cysteine-type endopeptidase activity
Source: RefSeq, a predicted model, not a curated record
AACAGGAAGUAAAUGACCGUUGCUGUCAAAGGGAGACGCUAAUGCGGCGGCUGGUCAGGAGAUCAACGGCCACUGCGGACUGGAUUAUCUUCAACUUGUAGUGCACAAAGUAGCCUGUUUGUUAAAUGGAGGAACUGGUUUAUUGCGUCUAUUUCAUUUUGAAAGGAUUGAUAUCUUUGGUCAGUCGGGCUUGAAUGACAGGCAGCUAACGCCGGGAGCUAGCGCCUGGGAACGCUCCACCUAGCUAGCUUAGGCACGCUAAUUCAUUAGCAUCACAUCCACCCGUGAAGAAGACUCCGGCCGUGGACGAAGGGCCGAGGAAAUCGCAGGAAUGAGUCAGAUUACCACAAGGCGUCGACCUUCGUAGCCGUGUUUCACAGCAGGAAGUGAGGACUUCCUUUUGGCCUACAGCUGUAAACUCCAUUUACAGCUCCAACAAUGUAACUAGUUUGAAAAAAAAGGAUCUUCACUUUGCCUUUAGCACACAAAUUAAACAAGGGACGAUGGAGGAAACCUCAGGACGGCCAUCAGCACGUCCGUCUCACCGGGGUCCACAGGGCCGUAAUUAUCAAUGAUACUAAUUCAACCUCGUCCCCCUCAAUGAGGAGCAGUAGCGUCCAGCUCUGAAGGCUCCGAGGCAUGAACUCCGUUUCCCCCAGCGCGGUGCAGUACGCAGGGGGGGCGAUGCAGGACGAGCUGGUGGAGAGCCGGCGGCAGCGGCCCCUGGAGCGGCAGGGCAGCUUCGGCCCCCGGCCAGCGCGCACUCCAGAUCCCAGCAGAGAGGCCACAGGAGAGCCCGACGAGAUGGACAAACUGAAAGCCAAACUGAUGACAGCGUGGAACAACGUCAAAUAUGGUUGGACUGUUAAGUCUAAAACAUCCUUCAACAAGAUCUCGCCGGUCACAGUCCUGGGACACUCCUACCUGCUCAACAAUGAAGAUGAGGUGGAGCGGUUUCGUUUGGCUUUUGUGUCCAGGAUCUGGUUGACCUACAGGAGGGAGUUCCCUCAGCUGGAGGGCUCCACCUGGACUACAGACUGUGGCUGGGGCUGCAUGCUGCGCAGUGGACAGAUGCUGCUGGCUCAAGGGCUCCUGAUCCAUCUGAUGCCCAGAGAUUGGGCUUGGCCAGAUGUUCAGGAGCUAACCGAAGUGGACUUUGAGGUGUUCAGACCACGUUCCCCAGCCCGGGCUGGAGGAGUGCCCAUCCCCUCCUUUGGCUCUCCGCGAGGGUCCAACACCCCAGAAAAGUCCCUGACUGGUUAUCAGGCGCCAAAAUGCACCCAGAGGAAGAGACCGGAGUCCGUGCGUGACAGGCAGGCGGAGCCCAUCCACCACAAACUGCUCACCUGGUUCGGGGAUCUGCCACCGGCACCGUUCGGGCUUCACCAGCUGGUAGAAAUUGGCAAAAGUUCAGGGAAGAAAGCAGGUGACUGGUACGGCCCCUCUAUAGUGGCACAUAUUCUAAGAAAAGCGGUGGCCAAAACCUCUGUGCUCCACAACCUGGCUGUAUAUGUGGCUCAGGAUUGUACAGUGUACAAAGAGGACGUGGUGCAUCUAUGUGACCUGUCUCUGGGACAGACGCCCUCUGACCCGUGCAGCCAAGCCUGGAAGUCCAUCAUCAUACUGGUGCCUGUGCGGCUGGGAGGGGAGGCCCUCAACCCGUCCUACAUCGAAUGUGUCAAGAACAUCCUGAAGCUGGAUUGUUGUAUUGGAAUCAUCGGGGGCAAACCGAAGCACUCCCUUUACUUCGUUGGCUUCCAAGAUGAGCAGCUGCUGUAUCUGGACCCUCACUACUGUCAGCCCGUGGUGGAUGUUUCUCAGGUCGACUUCUCCCCAGAGUCCUUCCACUGCAGCUCCCCCAAGAAGAUGCCCUUCACCCGCAUGGAUCCCAGCUGCACCAUCGGCUUUUAUGCCAAAAACAAGAAGGACUUUGAGUCCCUUUGUUCUGCUGUUAGCGUGGCCCUGUCGUCGUCCAAGGAGAAGUACCCCAUCUUUACCUUCGUAGAGGGCCAGGGUCAGGACUACGGACUGGACGGUCACAGCAGCAGCAGCCACAUUGGCCCCGCAGCCCACAUUCUGCCCCCCGGCACCCUGAGCACGGGUAACAACCGAAGAAGCAGUGACGAGUUUGUCUUCCUGUGAGGCUCCUCGCAGGAUGAUCUGCUAGCUCUCACCCGUAGGGGGCGGAAGAGGACACCCCGUUUCCCUCCAAAGGGAAUGACUUGGUUCUGUGGACGUGACGCUUUAGUGCUUUAUCGUCUUCUGCCCAACAGAAGUAAAAACCGGCUUCUGUUAUUGCCCCUUUCGUGCGGAUGGGUACUAUAAGCUAACUUCAUGGGUCGUGUCUGGAGCAUAUUUUCACUUUUCAAUUUGGUCGAUGGUCGGGAAUGUUCCAACUACUUGAAGUAAUUUUGAUCCACUUCAUCAGACGCCCCGAAAUAGUUUUGAUUAGUUUGAUUUGAUUAGCUCACUGGUCAGUUAUGAGGGUGAGCGGUGCCUAAUAUUGUUAUCGACCUGUAUGAUAUACCACCUGUUGAACGUGUUUUUAAAUCUUCAAUUUAUUUAUCGGGUUUAUGACGUCUUUGCAUGUGCGAGUGUUUCUUGCUAGUCCUGACUAAGUCUACGGACAUAUUUGAGUGUCUGUUGCACAGAGGUUCCUUCUUUCCUCCAGGAGCGUCUUGAGCAGAUGUCACUUCAUUCUACUGUUACAGUCUGGCCUGGUUGUUCCAAAAUGACCGCGGCCUUGAUCCCCUCCUCCUGGCGCUCGUUGAUCAGGAAUCUGCUCCGAGGACUCAAGCUCCCGGGUCGGGGUGAGAGGAAUCCUUCCUGCAGCUGGAGACAGAUGUGUGUCUUCUCCUUGUACCGUGAAACUGGAAUUUUAAGUGCGCUGGAUGUAGUUGCAAAGUAAAAACCCAGAAUAGCUCUUUUUGUUCUACUUAAGUUAAGGUUCUGGGUUUUACUUCUACGAAGUUCUGCAGUCCAUAAGACCCGUUCAAGCUGAGUGGUUUUGUUGCGAUGUCAUUUGUGUUUAGUUUGUCCCUUUUCUACGUGAAAGCUCUACUACUGUUCUUUCAUUUGUUGUCCUAAUUAAACUUCAAGCACUGGAAUCCGCUUUUACUUGCACCUCGUACUGGUUUUAAAGAGACGCGCUGUUUGGUCCCCACACGACGACUGCAGAGGAAGCACUGACCGUUAACGCUGGAACAAAAUGCAAUGUGUGGUCUUCACAAUGUUAUUCCUUCAGUGUCUUUUGUUCCUGUUGUAGGUUGCGAGGCACCGGAAACUAGUCGUCCACCAUUCAACCUGUGAGGCUCACCUGCCAUGUGAUAUUGUUCAUUCUUUUGUUCACUCUGAUUUUAACUGGGGAUGCUGGAGCUCUGUAACAAAGUGAAUCCACAGGUAAACUCAACCUUAACUUAAACUUAA